Molecule: messenger RNA, 753 nt
Organism: Letharia columbiana
Lineage: Eukaryota; Fungi; Ascomycota; Lecanoromycetes; Lecanorales; Parmeliaceae
Exons: 2
Coding region: 1-753 (250 amino acids)
Biological process (GO): fatty acid biosynthetic process; secondary metabolite biosynthetic process
Molecular function (GO): fatty acid synthase activity; oxidoreductase activity
Source: RefSeq, a predicted model, not a curated record
AUGGCAGUCCUGAAAGUCAACAGUUUUUCGAGCCGAGACACUAAUAUUGAAUCUGGCACUCUCCGCGCAAAUAACAACACUAGCGUCGAUGUUUUGCUGAACUCGAUCGCCGGCGAGAGCUUGCAAGCAUCAUGGCGUUGUAUUGCACCAUUGGUUAGGUUUGUGGAAAUCAGUAAAGCCGAUUCUGUUCAAAACAGCUACCUCGAGGUGAAGAGAUUUCUCGGCUCGGAAACCUUCGCGGGCGUUGACCUUACAGUCGUGGCAAAGUACGAGCCAGACAUUUCCAUUAAGCUUCUGACUGAUGUACUUGAGCUUUAUCGGACCAGUGCUAUCGAAGCCGUCUCGCCCAUCACCUCCUUCGCGAUGUCUGAAUUACAAAUCGCCAUGAGACUCAUGCAAGGCGGGAAGCAUAUGGGAAAGAUUAUCAUCCGAAGCCAUGGCGACGAGGUCGUACAGGUACUACCACCUCUCAUUUACACAACAAUCGCGCAUGCAGAUGCGUCGUACCCUAUUACGGGCGGCACCGGAGGAAUAGGACGGUCACUGGCAUCCUGGCUUGCCAAGAACGGUGCCAAACCCAUCGUGCUCGUCUCGCGCAGUGGUUCUAGCAGCGCUUCAGCGCACGCACUUGUCGAAGAAAUAGACAUUCUCGACAAUGGUGUUCCUAUCGCAGUCAGAAAGUGCGACGUAAGCAAUCAAGCGCAAUUAGAGGACCUCAUAAAUGGGAUCCAAGGGACGAUGUCACCAACAUAA